ACAUUUAACCAUGGGGGGCGUGAGACAGGCAGCUCCUCUUGGUUUGGAUCUGCAGAGCUUUGACCCGGCUGAAGCAGAGAACAGCCGCCUGGUCUUCCUGUGUCGUCGCUCGCAGGAAUCGCGCGAUGUCAAACCCGUGCAGCUCCUCAUCAAAUCGCUCAACGAGCUGAUUGCUGAACGCCGUCAUCGGGUGCCGUGCGAGGCGGUCAGAGUUAUGCACGAAUCCUACGAAAAGGAGAGGAGCAAGAGUUUAAAGACGGGCAAAGAGGAGGAAGAGCGGAUAAUCCAGAUUGCUGCACAGAGGCCAGGCAGGAAAACCGGGUCACGGCUGGAAAUGCUGCCUGAGCUAAAGAAGAACCCCAAACUGUCACAAAGUGACGCCCGUGACCCCGUCCCAUAUGCAAAUCUGUGCUCUAAAGGUAAAUGUGGGAGCAGGUCAUCCUGCUGUGCUGCAGGUGGCAGAGAUCCAGAGAGGAGGAGCUCAGUGUGCAGCUUUGGUCCAAGAUUCCUCAAGCAGUCAGCAGAUGUGGAGGCCAAAGUGAGGAGGAUCACUGAGAGCAUCAGAAAAGAAAUGAGUGUCACAGUCUCGGAGACGGACCAAAAGAUCGCAGCUCUCAUGCUGCUGAAGCACCAGGAGGAGCAGGAGCGUCUGAAGCUCUGCCAUCAGAAAGAAGAGGAGCGACAGGAGGCCUGGAAGCAGGAGCAGGCCCAGCGGGCUCAGGCAGAGAAAACCAGGAGGAAGAAGCUGCUGCAGAGCUUGCAGCGCUGGCAUGAGGAGGUGGAGGCUCGUAAGAUGCUGAGGAAGCAUCUGGAGAAGGAGCUGGCAACUUUGCGAGCGCAGGAGGUGCUGCUCCAAGAAGGUCGCUGGAGGCGGCUGAGGGAGGAGAUGGAGGCGCAGCGCACAGAAACCAUAAAAGCUGCACACGCUGAGGCGAAGGCACACAAACGCAAGCAGGAGAAGCUCCUGAGAGACAAAGUGGAGGUGGAGAAAAGGAUACGAGAGAAGGAGAGGCAGAUGGCACUGGAGAGGGAGGGGAAAGCUGUGAGGAGCAAAGUGCUGCUGGAGGAGGAGGUGAAAAAGAAGCUGCAGCUGAAAAACCACAAGGAGCUGCUACAUCACAGCCUCCUCAAACGGCACCUAGAGGAGCAGAUGGAAGCAGAGCAGGCCCGUGUGCGGAGCACACUUGAGAACAAGAUGAGGCGUUCCUGCGAGAAACGUGCCGAGGCAGUGGAAGCCCGGCUGAGGGAGCUGCAGGAGCGAGCGUCCCGGGAGGAGGCACGGAUUGAGAAAGCGCAGAAGAUGGCUGAGCUGCAAAGUCACCAGCGGCUCACACACAAGCAGCUCCUGGUCCAGCUGAGCCAGAGUCGCUCGGAGAGAGCCUGCAAGCACGCCACGGCCCAAUGGAGGAGCAGAGCUGAGAAAACACACCAGAGCAAUAAUAACAGGAGGCUGUGCCACCAGAGGAUGAGGGAGAGCAUCCAGAGGGAAGAGGAGGCUGCAGCGGAGACCAGAGAGGGCCAAGUUGCCCUAAAGAAGUGGAGGAUGAAGAGGCUCCAGAGACAGAAAGAGCAGAUACAAGAGGAGGCGCACAGGCAGGCACGGGCCUCCUUCCACAUGAGGGACAAAGUGAGACAGCAGACACGGUGUCGAACCUUUGAACAAAUGGCUCUGGAGGCAUCAGUGAGCCAAAUCAAACUGUGAAAACAAUAUGUAAUUGACCUCCAAACCUCCACAGUGGCUUUCUCCUGUCUCCUCCUCCACACUUUCAUCAUGUAAACAGGAUUUCUUUAUCUUCAGCAAACAGUUGAGGAGGGCAGAGGUUAUGUGAUCACCAUGAAUACAACUGAAAACAAGCAGCCAGACCUUUUGACAUUAUAUUUAAGUUACACAACUUCAG
Molecule: messenger RNA, 1898 nt
Organism: Thalassophryne amazonica
Lineage: Eukaryota; Metazoa; Chordata; Actinopteri; Batrachoidiformes; Batrachoididae
Product: coiled-coil domain-containing protein 177
Exons: 1
Coding region: 11-1702 (563 amino acids)
Source: RefSeq, a predicted model, not a curated record